This is a messenger RNA of Platichthys flesus (European flounder), 1871 nucleotides long. RefSeq lists its product as uncharacterized. The transcript has 10 exons. The record is from RefSeq and is a predicted model, not a curated record. NCBI's taxonomy places the organism in Eukaryota, Metazoa, Chordata, Actinopteri, Pleuronectiformes, Pleuronectidae. The coding region runs from base 25 to 1098 and encodes 357 amino acids.
GUGCUGUUCACAUAGUUGUUAACAAUGAAUGCAGACAAGUGGAUUUUCCCUUUAGCUCUGUGCUUCCUUUGUGCAUCUUCAAACGAUGAGCAGCACUUUGAGAAAUUGUGCGGGCAGAAUCCGUAUCUGUGUGAGAUGCACACAGUCAGCACUCCACUUGGCUCGUCUGUGCUUCUUCCAUGCAACUUUACAACCAGCGGCCUUGGGUGGGUGUCGUGGGUCCGCGCUUCCGGGGAAAACCUUCUCCAUCUCAUGUCUGAUGGCCACGUGCAGUUCAUGCUGCCCAAAGAGGGCCGUGUGAAAGUGUUCCCAAACCAGGGCUCGAGGGGGAACUACCCCAUCAUGAUCGAUGACCUUCAGGACUCUGACCUGGGGUGUUACUGCUGCUUGCAAGGAAAUAAGUGUCAUCAGGUGGACUUGCAUGUCACAACAGACACACUGAGUGAAGAGACAUGGCGUCUGAUCUACAUCUGUGUUGGUGUGGUAACGUUCAUCCUGCUGGGCGUCGGCAGCUACUUCCUCCACAAAAAGAUGACGCAGGACAAUACCACCAAUCUUGUAGGCGUAGAUAUUGAGGUCAGUGACCAACCUACACCCACAGACCGAGAGCCACAACAUGAAGAACUCGGAGGAGCCGACAACCAUAGUCUUGUUUACGAGAACGACGACCAGGACCCAGCCAACCAGCAGGGGGACCUUAAAAUAAACUAUUGUAGUACUGUAGGUCUCCCUGAUCUAUACAGAGCUCAGACAACUCCGAGCACCGUAUAUGCAAACUUGAACCAGUUUAAUUUUGUGAUGGUGGAGAGUCAGAGAACUACGCACAGAUUCCAAAGAGAAGUCUACGACAGAUCAGGCAAAUCCUGUUUCACUCAACAUGAUUAUGGUAAUUUUUAUAUUCUUCAUGAUUUCCAUACUGUCAGGAAUUUCACUAAUUUCUUUUAUUGCAUAGUUAACCAAGAUGAAAUCAGCAAUCAACCAACCAUGUCAGCUACAGUGGAGAAUCAUGAGCGAGGUUUCAGGAAGAAGAAAGCCAAAGCGAAUCGUGAAUACAACAAUCCGAUUUACAACAGAAGCCAAGAGCAGCUCAACCAAUAGAGAGCCAGCUGUCUUGAUGUUUUCAGAAUCAGCAUCCUGUCAUGAUUACAGUCCCUCAUCAGUCAUUUCCUGUUUGCUUUUUCUCUUGUUAAGUUCAGCAAAUAAAGAUCUUCAAACCCACACAAAAUCAUAUCUGUGCAUGUGCUGAAUUUAGACAAGCAUAUCUACAUGAGAUUAAAUGCUAUAUGUAAUUACAAGAUGUUGUGACAUCAGUAGCUCAUCCUAAAGAGAAAAACACAUUCACACAUAUACACAGGUUACACCAUUUUGCUUUCGAUUCAUUUCAAAAGAUAAGAUAAACUGUAUUGAUGCAACUGCAGGGAAAUUCACCUGCUACAGCAGAAGACAGUCAAAAUGAGGUAAACAAGAGAAAAAAAUAGUCAAUAACUAAUAAAAUAAUGAAUAAAAAUAUAAAAAAAUACAUAGUAUGUAUAUAAAAUACACUUUUAACUACGGAUGGAAAUAUUGUUUGUAUAAGAAUGUACUUGAGGAGUGAAGAUUUCCACUCAUGUCUCCUUCUUCAAUGUAGAUGUAUAUAUAUAAUAUAAUUGUUAUACAGAUAAUCUCCAAGAGAACAUUUUCUUGUACCGUGAGUAGUUUAACGUGGAAAAACAGUGCAGCUUAUAUACAUUACAUACAUCAUCUGAAGAAAACAAUGUGUUAAAUCACUGAACCGCAUGUAUAUGUUUGUUGUUUUGCACAUGUCCCUUUUAUUUUCUAUAAUUCUUUUUAAAUGCCGAUUCCUGUAUGGUUAGAAAGUAGUUCUUUGUUCU